CACAAAUCCUCAGAAAAAUUCUCAUCUCAUGUCUCAAAGUAUUUCUUCACAUCAAAAUUUCAAGCCACCGUUUGCUAGAAAUAUGUCCUCACCUAUAAGUAUGUCGAAUAUAAAGAACACUUUGCCAUACACCAAAGGAAAUACUAAAUCUAGCCAUUCCAGUAGUCAGAAUUUGUCAUCAGCACAAGCUGAGAAGCCUAUUAAUCAGCUCAGAAUGUCAACUAAUCUAAAUAAAUUUACCAAUGUUCCAAACACUGUGACUUCAAGCAAACAGUUUCCUUUGAAAAAUCCGGUUUUUAAACUUAAAAACAGUAAUGCUGUCAAGCCUGAAAAUAAAGCAAAACAAACUCAUAAAAAGAAGAAAAGAGCGAAAAAAGUAAAUUUUUGGGAAGAUACGAAAAAAUCAAAUGUAAGUGUCACUCCUUUACUUUCAUUUCAGCGUAUGUCAGAAAAUACUUCUCUGGAUUGGACAUCAGUAAAAUCUAAAGAAUCAGAUGAUGAUGAUGAUAAUGCUUCCAUUUCUCAUAGGUCAUCUGAUGGAAGUAAUGUUUCAGAUGUAGAAACAGAUGGAACAUCAUCUGAUGAGAGUGAAUUUUCUAUUGUGUCAAGUGUGAAAGACAGUGAAAUAGGGUCAUGCAAGUAUGAUUUAAUGCCAUUAAAUGCAUCCCAGACUGAAAAAUUUGUCAUUGUUUGUUGGGAUAUUGAAAACUGUUCCUUGCCAUCUACAAAGUCAGCAGUUGAUUUUGUUAAUCAAGUGAGAAAUAAAUUUUAUGAAGGACGAACUGAAACUCAAUUUAUUAUUGCCUGUGAUGUGUCAAAUUUAAGUGAUUCUCUUGUAAAAGACUUGGACGAAGCUUCUGUGACUAUUAUUCAUAAGAGUUCCCGCUAAAAUGCUGCUGAUCAGAAACUUAUGAUAAUUCUUAUGGACUUUCAAAAUACACAUCGAAGAAGUGACGCAGCAGUUGUGUUAAUUUCAGGUGAUUCAGAUUUCGCUUCUUAUUUAAGUGAUAUGCGUUACAAGCACCAUAUUUAUGUUAAUUUAAUUUGCAAGAAAAACGCAAAACCUUCUUUAAUAUCUGCAGCAGACAGAGUUGUCUUUUUUGAGGAUUUUAUUAAAGAUGUAGCUGAGCGAUCCAGAGAAGAAGAUACUCAGUUUUUUAUUAAUGUCUCAAAUCUGCCCAAACAGAUGAACAAGAAGUUUAUAAAAAAUUAUUUAACAGAAAAAAUUACAGGUAUAAAGGGCAGAGUAAAAAUGUUAAAUGGAUCAUUAGCAAUUAUUUGUUUUCCUGAUCUGUGUGCUAGAGAAAAAGCUAUGUCACGUCUUUCGUCUUGUACUUUAGGUGACUGUAAACUUCAAAUUACAUGUUCAGAAGGUAUUUUAGAGGGUAAUAAAUUAGGCACAGUUUAUAAAAAUGGUCAUAAAAGUAAGCUUCUCGUUAGCAAAGAAAAGAGUUCAGAGAAGUUAAAUUCUUCAGUUGAUGAUAAUAAUAGCAAAGGAGGUACAUUAUAUGUUUAUGUGAGUGAAAGAAUUGGCGAUAUUGAGUAUUGGAAAAAUGAGUUGGGAAAACUGUGGAAUAUUAGUGAUAUGACAUUGAAUUGGGAUGGAAACAGUGUAGAGGGUUGUUUCUUGGUUAAUUUCAAAAGUUUAAGCAAAGCUCAAAAAGCUAAGAAGAUACUGGUAAAGAAACAAAUGAAAGAUCCUAUGGCUCCUAAAUUUCUGAAGUUGGUGAAACAUGAUGAAUUAGGAUUUAAUAAUUUUUGUGUAAAUGUAUUAGAUAAUAUGCAGGAUUUGAACAAAAAGAAAAUAAACGAUUACAUUUCCAUGGUUGAGAAGAAAAAAAAUUAUUUUUUGAGCAAGCAUCAAGAAGAAGUGUCUAAAUUGAAGAAAUCACCCAUUCUUCAGGUACCAGGAGCAAAAGAAGUGCUGUCAGAAAAACUAAAUGAGAUGAAUGAACAAAAGGUAACUUUUCUGAAUUUCACAUCAGAAAUAAUAAAUAAAUUAAGUAAAGCUGAUAUUUGUUCUGAGAACCUUGAUCAUUGCUUGGAUGAUAUUUUACGAGAAUAUUCUCGAGAAUGUAAUUGUAUUUCUUCUGCUCUACCAAUUUAUGCAAAGAAAAACAUUAUUCUCAAGAAAAUAAAGAAGCAUCAAGUAACUAUAAUUCGUGCUGAAACUGGCUCAGGAAAAAGUACUCAGUUAACCCAAUAUGUAUGGCGAGAGCAAAUCCUGUCUAAAAAUGGAGUUAUAAUAUGCACCCAGCCACGAAAAAUUGCUGCUAUAUCUCUUGCUAAAUAUGUGAGUUCUCAAGUUGGUUGUAGUCUGGGUGAUAUUGUGGGAUAUGAAGUAGGUAUGUCAACUAAAAAAUCUAUUAAAACAGCUAUUUUAUAUGUCACAGAUUUCACAAUGUUGAAAAUGGUAAUUAAUAAUGACAUAGAAAAUGCUUCCUGUAUUAUUGUUGAUGAAGCCCAUGAAAGAACAGUUUAUACAGAUCUUUUAUUAGGAAUGCUUAAAAGUUAUCUUAAAGCAAAACCAAGUUUAAAACUUGUAAUUACAUCAGCUACUAUUGAUACGUCUAUUUUUCGUGAUUAUUUUAACAUAACUGAUGAUGCUGUACUGCAUGUGUCUGGCCGAAUAUACCCUGUUGAAGAUAUGUGGUUUAAUGAAGAUGUUUCACUUGGUUGGGAUUUCUUUCAAAAAACUGUUGAUACUGUACAUGAUAUUCUAAAUACAGAAAAAGAAUCUGGAGAUAUUUUGGCAUUUUUAACAACACCUGCUGAAACUGAGAAAGCUGUAGAAGCUUUGACCAAAAAAGUAAAAGAUGAAAAUUAUUACAGCAAAAUAAAAAUUUUACAGCUUCAUGGUAAAUUAGAUGUUCAGGAACAGCAAAAGAUAUUUGAGCGUAUUCCUGUUGGUAUGAGGAAAGUAGUUUUCUCAACAAAUUGUGCAGAGACUUCUGUAACAAUACCUGGAAUUAGAUAUGUUGUUGAUUGUGGUAUGGUAAAGGAAUCCCAGUAUGAUUCUGUAAGGAAUAUGAGCAUUCUGUGUGUUGGCUUUGUCAGUCGAAGUUCAGCUGAGCAGCGUAGAGGACGUGCAGGAAGAACACAGGUUGGAAAAUGUUUCCGGUUGUACAGUAAGAAAAAUUACGAUAAUAUGGUUGAAGGAAAUGUUCCCGAGAUUUUACGUGUUAAUUUGGGUCAGGCAUUAUUAAAGUUAAUGCAAAUGGGAGUGAAAAAUCCUGUGCAAUUCGACUUUGUUCAGUCACCAUCAGAAGAAUCAUUAAAAUUAGCAAUGGAACAACUCAUGCAUUUAGAAGCUGUGAAUGAAACUGAUUUGUCGUUGACUGCAUUGGGAAGACAGAUGUCCUAUUUGCCUCUAGAACCUCGACUAAGUUUUCUGAUAUUAAAAGGCAUAGAUAGUAAUAUUGGAUUUGAAGCAGUGUCCUUAGCGUCACUAAUUACUGUUUCUCGAAGUAUUUUCUUUCGUAAUAGUGAAAACAAGAAUGAGGCUGAUAAGAAGAAAAUGAGAUUUUGCCAAAAUGAAAGUGAUUUUCUGACAUAUUUAGAUGUCUAUAAAGAAUGGUUUAGUGUUCCAAAAAUAUCAAAAUCCAAGUGGUGUGUGUUGAAUUGCAUAAAUGCACAAUCUAUGAGAACUGCACAUAAUUUAGUCAAUGAACUGAUUUUAAUUCUGACGAAGGAAAUAAAUUUGAAAAUACCUGCAAAAUUUAAUGAUGAUUUACAUAAUGAGGAAUUAUUAAAAAUCAUAUUUUAUAGUUUUUCUGAAAAUAUUUGCGUUUUUUCAGGCCAUGUAAGGUAUGGUUAUAGAUCAGCCAAAAUUCCAGGGGAGCUUAUGAUUCAUCCAUCCUCAUCAUUAAGCACCUUUGGGAAUUGGAGGCCUCAAUUUCUUGUGUAUGACACUGUUCUGAAAACAAAUACGACAUAUCUUAUAAAUAUAAGCCCAAUUACAAAAGACAUGAUUCUGGAAGCUAUAAAAUCACGUGCUUUAAAAAUAAAUUUAGAAGCCCUAGAAUCAUUGCAGUUAAGAAAUUUCUGCAUAUCACCUAUUGGUAAAACUGUUUUGUUGCGUGAAAUAGUUGGAAAAAAUGGUGUUCAUCGUAAAUUUCUUGAAAACAAAUUAAAAAUGCUAGUUGGAAGUGAUUCUGUUAUAUUAGACGUUAAUAUCCCUAAAGGGGAAGUUAAAAUAUUUGCUCCAGAACCAAAGUUUGAAGUAGUCGAAUCAGUAAUUUGUCCCAUUAUUGAAAAAGCUAAAGAAACAUUGGCAAUUGAAGAAAAAGAAUUCUGUCUUUUAGAGAACUCUGAAUUAACUGGCAUAGUAUCAACUGGGGCUGAGAUUAAAGAUGUUGUGAUACCUGGUGAAUUCAGAGAUCUUAAACUUAUUAUUAAUAAUAAUGACAAUAUCCAAACUGUAGUUGAAAAACUUCAGAUCUGUGGUACAAUAUCCACAGUUCGGGAAUGGAAAAAUUACUUUAAAAUAACAUUUCAAAGCCCUGUUCAUGCCAAACAAGCUUUAAAUAUGUUCCAAAAUGAACAGUCAUUUUCCUUACAAAGUAUAAUUAAAACUACUGUGCCAGAUAAUAGACAGUGUAUGUAUAGGGUAGUAGUAUCUUAUAUGCGACGACCUUGUACUGGUGAAGCAUUUGCCAGUUUUGAAUGUGCUGCUCUUUUACCUCUAAUAUCAAAUAGUGUAUGUAACAGGAGUAUCACAUAUCGAAAUAUGCCUAUAAAAUGUUCUAUCAGUAAGAAGUCGCAAGAUUUGAGAUUUUCUGGUCUUCCAUGUGAUACCAAGAGAGAGGAAUUUGAAACAUUAGUGAAAUCACUAAUGCCUGAUGAUAUUAAAUUAACCAAAUGUAUUAUUGUGAGGAAAAAGGUGUAUGAAAGCUCUCGAGAUGAAUUAGAAAUUGUUAAGCAAGGCUUAAUAUCUAUGUUUGGUGAAUUUACUCCAAAAGAUAAACUGCAUAUUGAUCUUAAAAAACCAUCUCCAAAAGAUUUUACUUGGAAUGCAUUAAUAUUCUUUGAAAAUGCCUAUGAUGGUGAAAAUGCAGUAAAUAUGCUUAAAAACAGGUGUCAUUUAUAUCCAGGCUUUGAUAUGAAGCCAUAUCUUCAGACAACACUGUUUUGUAAAACAGAAAUUUUUUCAGCAGUUAAAGAACAAAUUGAUGAAGCCUUGAAGUUUUUCAAAGAUACCUCAGACAGUGAUAAAACAUUAGAUAUAACAGCUGUGCCUAAGGACUCAAGCACUGUUAGAAUUCAGAUAGCUAGUAACAAUGUUUCUGAUGCCACUGAUGCCAGAAGGGCAAUUCAAAAUAUUUUGUAUGGUGAUCAGAUUAAAUGUGAUGGUAAUCCUGUUUUAGAGAGACUCUUUUUAGAAGACAGUCUGGUUUACAUCAGAAAAAUUUGUAAAGAUAAACCAAACUGUUUUGUGGAUGCUGAUAAGUAUAGGAAAGUUAUAUCAAUUUUUGGAAGUGCAUCGGUUUGUAAUUCUGUCAAAUUGGAAGUUAAUUCUUUUUUGAAUGCAAUAGCAGAAGAAAGUGUAAGAGAAAUUUCUUUAUUGCCUAAACAUGGAAAAGCUGGAGUAAUAAAAGGACUAUUUAAGAAGUAUGGAAGUAAUCUCGAGAAUUUAGUAGAAACUAGCGGUGUUGCUGGAAUCGAUGUGAAUUUAUACAAGCAUAAGUUGACUGUCAAAGGUACCGAAACAUCAGUUUUUAAGGUUUGUAGCUUUUACAUAAAUUUUGAAACAUUUAAUUAUACUAAUUACAUGCUUAUAGUUGUGCAUUUAAAGUUACUUAUAAGAAUGCCUGUUCAUUUUUACCAUUUUGUCGUUAAAUUUAUUUCAUACGAUGCUAUACAGUAAAGUCCCAUUUAACUGAAUUCUACUUCUUUAGUUAAGAUUUCUUUAACUGAAAUCUUAACUACACUCAUGUCCAUAAAUUAAGGAUAAUUCGGAGUAACACGGAAAUCGAACUCUAAAAUAAAUAUAUCACCUGUAAAAUCACUACACGCAUCUUCAAGAAUCAUAUGCUAAU
This is a messenger RNA of Stegodyphus dumicola, 6038 nucleotides long. RefSeq lists its product as uncharacterized. Gene Ontology annotation, cellular component: intracellular anatomical structure. The record is from RefSeq and is a predicted model, not a curated record. Gene Ontology annotation, molecular function: RNA binding; ATP binding; zinc ion binding. Lineage: Eukaryota; Metazoa; Arthropoda; Arachnida; Araneae; Eresidae.